Molecule: messenger RNA, 2335 nt
Organism: Passer domesticus (house sparrow)
Lineage: Eukaryota; Metazoa; Chordata; Aves; Passeriformes; Passeridae
Gene: GLUL
Product: glutamate-ammonia ligase
Exons: 9
Coding region: 413-1693 (426 amino acids)
Cellular component (GO): cytoplasm
Molecular function (GO): glutamine synthetase activity
Source: RefSeq, a predicted model, not a curated record
CUGCUUCCCCCGAGCGAAUGAAAGCCAGCAGCCUCUGGCACAGCACCAGGUGCAGGCACAGGCUGGAUUUGCAGAAGUGAGGCAGCCGCUGCUUUUCCAACCAAGCCAGCAAAGCCGCGGGGCUGGCAUCCUGCGUUGCCCAAGGGGAGGAUUAGCUGCGAGCGAGGAGCCGGCUGCUGCCUGGCAUUUAGGAUCUGGGCCUGAGACCCAACCUUGGAGACCCUCCAGCUGGAAGAGGAGAAGGAGGAGAAAAAGAAGGAGCCCGUCCUGCAGCAGGAGUGACCCGCUCCCCUGGCAGGAGGAGGAAUCUGCUCCCCAGCGCAGCCCAGGUGAUCAGCUCUGGAAAGGCUGAAAGCCCUCUGGCCACCAGCCCACGGCCACCCUUGACCCUGGCAGCAUCUUCAAAGGGAGCAUGGGGCUGCUGCGGAGCGUGCAAUGUUUGCUCACAGCCAGGGCCAGCAGCUGCUGCCUGCCUGCCUUGGGGGGUUUCGUCAGCCUCCUGCAGCGCUCCGGGGGACACGGCUCGGCCACUGCUGCUUGCACAAGGAACCCCCUCGUCAGGACUGCAGCCAUGGCCACCUCAGCGAGCUCCCACCUGAGCAAAGCCAUCAAGCACAUGUACAUGAAGCUGCCGCAGGGGGAGAAGGUGCAGGCCAUGUACAUCUGGAUCGACGGCACGGGGGAGCACCUCCGCUGCAAAACCCGCACGCUGGACCACGAGCCCAAGAGCCUGGAAGAUCUCCCUGAGUGGAAUUUCGAUGGCUCCAGCACCUACCAGUCCGAAGGCUCCAACAGUGACAUGUACCUGCGACCUGCUGCCAUGUUUCGGGACCCUUUCCGCAAGGACCCCAACAAACUUGUUCUCUGUGAGGUCUUCAAAUACAACCGCCAGUCUGCAGAGUCAAAUCUCCGGCACACCUGCAGGAGGAUUAUGGACAUGGUGUCCAACCAGCACCCCUGGUUUGGGAUGGAGCAGGAGUACACUCUCCUGGGGACAGAUGGACAUCCGUUUGGCUGGCCUUCCAAUGGCUUCCCUGGACCCCAAGGUCCGUAUUACUGCGGUGUAGGGGCAGACAAAGCCUAUGGCAGGGACAUUGUGGAGGCCCACUACCGGGCGUGCCUUUAUGCCGGCGUGAAAAUCGGAGGAACCAAUGCAGAAGUGAUGCCAGCCCAGUGGGAGUUCCAGGUGGGACCAUGCGAGGGGAUUGAGAUGGGCGAUCACCUCUGGAUCGCGCGCUUCAUCCUGCACCGGGUGUGCGAGGACUUCGGGGUCGUGGUGUCCUUCGAUCCCAAACCCAUCCCUGGCAACUGGAACGGUGCUGGCUGCCACACCAACUUCAGCACCAAGAGCAUGAGGGAAGAAGGAGGUCUCAAGCACAUCGAGGAGGCCAUCGAGAAGCUGAGCAAGCGCCACCAGUACCACAUCCGUGCCUACGACCCCAAGGGGGGGCUGGACAAUGCCAGGCGCCUGACGGGCUUCCACGAGACGUCCAACAUCAACGAGUUCUCGGCCGGCGUGGCCAACCGCGGCGCCAGCAUCCGCAUCCCGCGCAACGUGGGCCACGAGAAGAAGGGCUACUUCGAGGACCGCCGGCCCUCGGCCAACUGCGACCCCUACGCCGUGACGGAGGCGCUGGUCCGCACGUGUCUCCUCAACGAAACCGGGGAUGAGCCUUUUGAGUACAAGAACUAAGCAGACUGCGCCCCGCGGCUGCUGCCGCCGCCUCCCCCCGCGCUCCCCGCGCCCCUAAAGUUCCCUUCUAGCUGUAAUCCCGAGGGUACAAGAUAACAUGUUUCGUGUCUCAGUAACUCUUGUUGUCUUGAGGUGGGGAGGAGGGCAGGUUUAGUUUUAUCCGUGUCUGUUUGUCGUUGACUCUUCGGAAGACGAGAGGAGGACGGGGUGUUAGAGAACUUUUAACCACUGUUUUAUUUUUUUCGUCUAAUUCAUGUGUACAUCCGAUGGGAUCCGGUGGCUUCCAGGGACAGACUGCACAUGCAGAAAACCCGUAGGAGAGGAGAAAGCUCGAAACAGAGCCAGAUUUGGGGGGCCAGCCCUGCUGCUGGCUCUCUGCAGACUGAUGGCUGUCUGAGGUUGGUGCCUCUCUGUGGAGAAGGGAAGAUGGGAGCUGUGGUGACGGGAGCUGUGCGUGUGCUCCUGCCUGUAUGGGGACGUGACGGGGACAUCGUCGCCCUCCGGCCACUCUGAGGUUUCUGGGAAUCUUCUGGCAUUGAGGAGAACUCUUGGUUCUGUCACUGGAAGUCAACCCAUCUCUGGCUCAUAACACAGAGUGAAGUAGUAUUUUUCUAUUUAAAUAUAAAAACAGAAAAAAAAUUA